UCCGGAGUGUGCUUGUUGUUGGAAAAAAUAAAGAGGAGAGGGGGCCACUGAGACAUUUCUUUUAAAAUCAGCUCGAUUUUUGAUCAUUUGUUGGCAUUUGCUGGUCCCUGUAGCAGUGAUUUGAUCAAACAUCAGAUGACAUCAAUCACUUCUUAGAGCUUCUGUCAACAAAGUUGAUCGCUAGUGACCAAUAAACAAGUACAGCAUUGAAUAUGAAGAUCUUUUUUUUGAUAUCCAAUAUGUUCUCAGUAUCAGUAAACUUUUUUCUGGUCAACGAUCAUUCCUUAUCGGAUUAUGGUAUUAACGAUGGUCAUGUGGUUUCCAUGGUCGUCAAGCAACCAAAUCUGCUUGAGGGCGAAAUCUCCAAUAAUUCAACUUCGUCAAGCAGUGCUCAACAAAUGUGUUCGCAACAAUAUGAAAAUAGUGGAUGUACGAGUAAUGAAUAUUACAAAGUAGGAGAAUAUGUUGACGUGCGUAUGGACAAUGGCGCAUGGUAUGAAUCAGAAAUAGUACAAAUAACAUCUUGUGGGACUAAUACGGAGAAUGUUGAUCAAGAAUGCAUCAUUUUCACUGUAAAAAGUGAGUAUUUUAUUUGA
Acanthoscelides obtectus is the source of this 596-nucleotide messenger RNA. The record is from the annotation of a GenBank genome assembly. Lineage: Eukaryota; Metazoa; Arthropoda; Insecta; Coleoptera; Chrysomelidae.